Molecule: messenger RNA, 4803 nt
Organism: Myiozetetes cayanensis
Lineage: Eukaryota; Metazoa; Chordata; Aves; Passeriformes; Tyrannidae
Gene: SLC7A3
Product: solute carrier family 7 member 3
Exons: 13
Coding region: 1477-3366 (629 amino acids)
Biological process (GO): transmembrane transport; amino acid transport
Cellular component (GO): plasma membrane
Molecular function (GO): amino acid transmembrane transporter activity
Source: RefSeq, a predicted model, not a curated record
CUGAAGGGGAUGCCGCCUGCCAGGUCCAGGGCUCAGCAUCCCGGCGGGACUUUGCAGCAGGCACCACCUUCCGCCCUUCCCAAACCCGCUCCCCGGGACACACAGAUGAAAAGUAAUUCUGCGCCUGCCAGAUGGCCUCAAGCAAAGUGGGGAAGUGUGUGGGGGGCUGAUGCUGCGGCUGGAAGGGAAAAGGGGGUUAGCCUGGGCUGCAGCGUGGCCAAGGACAGAGCAGGGGGAGCGGGGAGUCAUUGGGAGCAGUGCAGGCAGGAGCCUAGGAAACUUGCUCUGCCCCAAGUGAUGUUAACACUGCCCUUCUGCCAGUGUGGGCUCCAAUGUGGGCUAGCAGCCCUUUGGCUUUGGAGCCCUCACCCCAUGGUCUUGCAGCAGUGGUGCCCAUGGGCCUAGGACAGCUGAGCCCCAGGGGUGCGGUGUAGCUGCUUCGGAGCAGCAGCCUCUGUGCCUAAAUGUUUGUUCGCUGUAGCUGCUGCCAAGGCUGGGGGUCCCAAACAGCCCUCUUCAAGACUCUCGACAGCAAUUCCUAUCGUGGCUUCCCGCUCCUCACUGCAGCCUCUGGAAAGAGCGGCUCCAUCCAAGCGCUUUUGCGUCACUAAGGGAUCAGCUACACAGGAGCUGAUGUGCAAUAGGACCCAAGAGCUGAAGGAAAGUGGUGAGAGCAAAGAACGGCUGGUUGCAGAAGGGACUGUCUUGGGAACAGGUGAGCAGUAUGGAGGUGUGGUCCCACACAGGGGUGGGGAGCUGCAGUUUGCUCCCCUGUAGACAGGAGCCCCUCCAGAGCUUUCAUGGCUCCCGACUGCCAAAGGCCUGUUGAAAACCAAGCACCCUGUGAGUGUAUCAUGGUGAGGAGAGUCUGCAUUCGGCCUCUGGUGGAUUCUUGCCUUGUGUUGGGGUAAGUGUGGGGAAAUAUGGGCAUCUGCUUGUUGGGCAUUGCCGCUCCCCAGUGGGGUCCUAGCUGACCAGGCUGAGGGUACUGCAGGUGGAGUGUGCUGCCUUCCCAGGAACUGCAGCUGGGGCAGCCUGCAGAGGGAGAGGAAGUGAGAAGGGUGUUCCCACUCUGCUAGGACAGCCCUGCCCUGCCUGGGGCAGCUGCCUGCUCUCCCUGUGCAGGCAGACUCCUAGCAGGAGACUCCUUGCUGUUGGGAGUGAGGCCAUGCAGGAGCACCUUCUCCCAGCAGCAUCCCCACAGCCAGCCCAGCAGUAGCUGUUGGGCUGAAGGUGCUGGGAGACCUCUGGCUCUCUUGGUCUGGAGCAGUUCUGUGGCCUGCUUGAAGAGGAGCUGAGAAUGGCAGGUUUCUAGUGCUGACACCUCUCUUCACAGGUAAGGCUGACCAGACAUGGGAGUACGUGGAGUCCUCUUUGUCCAGCAGGUCAGCCCCUGGCCUGCUUUCAGGGUGUGAAGAUGCAGUCCCUGCUGAGCAGGGCUUCUGAGCAGCUGAGCACCACUCAGGAGAGGACAAGAUGUUCAGGGAAAAAAUGACCAGUAUUGGGAAGAUGCUGAUCCGCCGGCGCGUGGUGGAUCUGAGCUCCGACGACACGCGUUUUGCUCGCUGCCUCUCCACACUGGACCUCAUAGCCCUGGGGGUGGGCAGCACGCUGGGGGCCGGCGUGUACGUGCUGGCCGGGGAGGUAGCCAAGGAGAUGGCCGGUCCCUCCAUAGUUCUCUGCUUCCUGGUGGCUGCUUUCUCAUCCGUACUGGCUGGACUCUGCUACGCAGAGUUUGGGGCCCGCGUCCCCAAGGCCGGCUCUGCCUACCUCUACAGCUACGUCACCGUCGGCGAGAUCUGGGCUUUUACAACUGGCUGGAACCUCAUUCUCUCCUAUGUGAUAGGUACGGCCAGUGUGGCUCGAGCUUGGAGCGCGGCAUUUGACAACAUCGUCGGCAACCACAUUUCCACCUUCUUUGCCAACAAGACCGCGCUGCACCUGCCUGGGGUGCUGGCCGAGCGCCCGGACUUCUUUGCACUAAUCCUGAUUGCCCUGCUGACUGCACUGCUGGCCUUUGGUGUCAGCGAAUCUGCCCUCGUCAACAAAAUCUUCACGGCGGUGAACCUGUUGGUGCUGAGCUUCGUCAUCAUUGCUGGCUUCGUCAAGGGGAACAUCAGGAACUGGCAGCUCUCAAAGGAGGACUAUGCCAACCUCACACACCCGGACCUAAGUGAUGAUAUGAAAACAGCCUUUGGCUCUGGCGGGUUUGUCCCCUUUGGACUAGAAGGGAUCCUGACCGGCGCCGCCACCUGCUUCUAUGCCUUUGUGGGCUUUGACUGCAUUGCCACUACAGGGGAGGAAGCCAGGAACCCACAGCGCUCGAUCCCCAUCGGCAUCAUCGUGUCCCUCUUCAUCUGCUUUGUGGCUUAUUUCGGGGUCUCUGCAUCCCUGACUCUCAUGGUGCCCUAUUUCCUCGUGAACAAGGACAGCCCUCUGCCCGAGGCCUUCAAGGCGGUUGGUUGGGAGCCCGCCCGCUACGCCGUUGCCGUCGGCUCACUCUGUGCCCUCUCCACCAGCUUGCUGGGCUCCAUGUUUCCCAUGCCCCGAGUGGUCCAUGCCAUGGCGGAGGACGGGCUGCUCUUCAAGCGCCUCUCCAACAUCAACGAUCGCACAAAGACCCCUCUGUUGGCCACCAUCGCCUCGGGGCUCCUCUCGGCGGUGUUGGCCUUCCUGCUCGAGCUGAAGGACCUGGUGGACCUCAUGUCGAUCGGCACGUUGCUGGCCUACUCCCUGGUGGCGGUGUGCGUGCUCAUCCUCCGGUACCAGCCUGGGCAGCUGAACUCCCCGAAGGCCAUGGAGAUGCUGGAGCUGAAUGGGAACGAGGAGGAGAGGGUGAUCAUGAAUCCGAGCGUCACUGCUGCCAGCGCCCAGCAGAAAGAGACCCUGUCCUGUUCCACGCUGUUUAACCCACCUUCAGACACCCCCACCGCGCUCUCGGGGCGCAUCAUCUACGUCUGUGUCUCGGUCAUUGCCGCGGUGGUCACAGGCCUCUGUGUGUUCCUGACCUUCAGUGUGGCUGCUCUGAAGGACGCCAGUGUGGGCUGCAUCGUGGUCCUGGUGCUGCUCCUCGUGGCGUUGCUCAUUCCCACCAUCAUCAUUUGGAGGCAACCGCAGAGCAACGCGCGGUUAAACUUCAAAGUACCUUUCCUCCCAUUCCUGCCGAUCUUCAGCAUCUUUGUUAACAUCCUGCUGAUGGUACAGCUGAGUCCUGGCACCUGGGUGCGGUUUGCCAUCUGGAUGGCUGUGGGUUUUGUGAUUUACUUUGGCUAUGGGAUUCGGAACAGCGUGGAAGGGAAAAAUGCAGAAGAAAAGCCUCUUCACCAUCCUGGCCUGGACCUCAGCCCCGGGGCUGCUGCAGUCUGAGGGACUGGGCACCAUCACUCCAUGGACCCCUGCCAGUAUUCCCGCUUGGGGACAAGAUCAUCAUGUACAGUGCAUCCACCCCCUCUCCUGUAGGGAGUCCCAGAGUCUGGACUGCGGAGCUUGGUCAUGUACUGCCCUUUCCCCUCUCAGAGCAGAGGUUGUGGAGACAAAUCUCCAGUCUGGGUGGGUGUGCUGGUGGACCAGGCCUGGUCUCUGUCCUGCUGAGGAGCAGCAACAAUGGUCUGGCCCUCCUACCAUGAAAGCUGCUUUCCCUGUGCGCAGGAGGCUCCACAUGACGCUGCAGUGGUUCUUGUUCUGUCAUAUUGCUGUGUUUACCACGUCCUCUCUGGGGUUUCCAAGUGCCAGCUUUGUACAUGGCAUCCAUGGCUGUAGCUGGGCAGAGAAGUUUGCUAUGAAUCAUUCUGAUCCUCAUGGUACUGCCAGCUGACCAGUACUCCCUGCCAGCGCAGGACUGAGCUGGCCUGUGAUUUACAUCCGCUACAUGAGCCCUGUGCUGCCCUGGCCAUGUUGCUUAGCUCCAGUGCCCAUGAAGAUGUCCCCAUAGAGAAUCCAGCGGAGGCAGGAGCCCCCCCUUUUUAUAGGUAAAAGCUUACCUCGGCGCCUGGGAAAGGGGUCCUGACCUCCGAUGGGCUCUGCAGCGGAUGGAUCCGAAUCUCCUGCCUGGCUCACCAAAUUGAUGCCCAAAAAAAGGCAGAUAAAAAAAGGACUGCUUAAAGGCAGAAUUUUGAGCCUAUAAACAGCAGGUAUUUAUUGAAUUAACGACGUCGGGGUAGCUUCCAGCUCAGGCUGGACAAAAGCUCCGAAGUGGUUCAGUAAAAACAAGCAAUUUGUACAGUUUCUAAUCGUGAUUACAACAUAAUCACAUGCAUAUUCAUAUUAUUGCAUUAUUAGAUUGCAAUAUUCAUAGCAGGUGGAGUCGGGGUGGAGACUGAGGCGUGGUAUCUAUUUUGAGGAAUAAAUUAGGGUAGUUCCGGUCUUGCCUUCAUCCUGGGGUCGCAAAUCUACUCAUCUUCCUCGGGUGACAUCCGUGACCUUUUGUUCUAUCCAUUGUUCUAUGUUCUGAUCAUCUAGGUUUGAAGAAAACCUUGGCUCUAGGCCUACUUUACCUAUUCAAAUGUCUACCUUGGCUCCUCUGGAUGAGAUUUAUGUGUGUUGAGUUCUUUGUUUAGUGUUUGUUGUGGUUCCUUUAAGGUCUAAUGCUCUUAGUACAGCACAUUGCCUUCCUCCAAAAGUACAGCUUACAGUGAACGAAAUACAGGGGGUAAGGGGGGCUCUUGUGGGUUUACAGUAAAAGUGUUUCAAUUAACCCUUCCUCCUUCACCCAGUGUAGCUGUAGUGCUGUCCAACCUCAUGUGUUUUUGUACAGUUUGCAUUUUAAUGCCAGUUUUUAUACCUCAUAAAUAUUUUUUAAGUGGU